AUGGCUCACCGUGCGUCGAAAAACAAGAGCAACAACCGGCCGUUUGUGUUUGGAACCCCGAGCAAGACCAAAGCCAGCUCCCAGCGGAAUGCCAAUGGCAGCAGUACUGGUAUCGAGCAGGGCAAACCGCACCCUAGCUCUGCUGGCCACAAGCGCACACCAGACCACUCGUCGUCUGGCGACGAAGGAUCGCCAUCGUCGUCCUCCGACUUGACGGGUUCCCCGACCUCGCCGCUCGAACAGCAGGCGUUCUCCUUGAACCAGCAGAGAGCUAUCUUCGAGCAUCGGCUCAUCACCAAAAACUCGGCUCCCCAGAAAAACUACUCCCAUGUCCCAUGUCGGUUUUUCCGGCAGGGAACCUGCCAGGCGGGCGAAUCCUGUCCUUUCUCACACUCUCUCAACUUACUUGCGGCUGACGCCACCCCAUGCAAGUAUUUCGAGCGUGGCCAUUGUCGUUUUGGAACAAAAUGCGCGAACGCCCAUAUAUUGGCCAAUGGUACCCGUGUCAACCCAGUCAGGCAGUUCAACAUCAACAGAGAACAGAAUGCGGUCCCAAUACCCAUGCGUGACUCAAGCCUCUUGCAGAGCACUCGUUCUAAAAAUGGUCACCAGGGACAAAGCCCUCAAGCUAUGUCAUAUACCUCUCCUACUGCUGCAAUGUCAUCCGCACUCCGCACCCCCAACCUAAAUUCCCAGGGGCCAUUUUUCUCUACCUUCACUCCGCAACAACCAAAUUUGGCUAGCGACUCUGCCAUAGAUGAGGAGGAAGAUUUAUACCAAGACAUUGACGGUGAGGACUUUAUCCCUGGCGAGUUGUCGGACUUACUUACACCCAAGGAGCUCGAACGUCGUAAUUCUAGGUCAUCUCUUACCCGAAAGCUCAGUUUCACAGAUCACUCCUCCAAUGUCCCUUCUGCUACAACUACACUAUUUGGCUCAACCACUGAACAGCUGUACGGCUACGAGCCGUUGCCUUCGACAGCCAACUCUUAUUCCGGACUUUCGUCUACAGCGUCAACCGAAUAUUCACCCUCUGCAAGCGCUGCGACUUUCGGGUACGCUGCUCCUGCGUUCAACUACACCUACCAACAGGACCAGCGUCAAAUGAAAUCUAUGUGGGGCCCUUCUGACGCAUGGCCAAGCUCGAAUGCCAAUGUCAAUCAACUGAGUCUUGAUCUGACCCGUGUUAAAAUUCACGAAGAAAAAGAGGGAAAGGGUAAUAUAAGACCUGUGGCAGUGGAAGAUGGGCGAGACAUGCACCAGUAUUAUCUGGGCGACUUACAUCAACGGGUGUAG
This is a messenger RNA of Lachancea nothofagi CBS 11611, 1296 nucleotides long. The record is from the annotation of a GenBank genome assembly. Lineage: Eukaryota; Fungi; Ascomycota; Saccharomycetes; Saccharomycetales; Saccharomycetaceae.